GGGGGUAUAAGGGUCAACCCUCUGAAAUUUGUAUCAUAACAGCUGCUCGAGUAACAUCAACAACUAUUGGACAACUACUUCCAUACGCGCCUAGUACGAGUUUUGAGGAAACAGCUAUUCAAGUAACAACACUCACGGUUAUUGAACAAUUACCUCCUGACGUGGCUAUGGCUAGUACUAGUUCUACUCAACAACGUGAACAACCAGUAGGAACUGAAUCUGAAACUCCUGGACGAGAAACUUCACUAAAUGAGCAACCUGCAGGAACAGGUCCUGUUGAAGCUCCUAGUAUUGGAGGAGCGACUAAUGAAAAUAAUAAUGGAGAACGGGAAGCACGUCCUGCAAAGAAAAAGAAAAAAUCAAAAAAAUCAAAGGCUGAAAAACGAUUGGCUCGUUUCAAAACAUGUUGCUCACUUCUUAACCGUGAACGUAUGAUUCGUGCGGAACAACAACGAAUUUACUUGAUUGAACGAAACAAAAUUAACGAUCUCCGCGAAAAAUUCGUUAUCGUAGGACCAGCUGGCAAUGUUUAUACAGUUACUAUUGCGCAUUUACCAGAUUGCAAUUGUCCAGAUUUCACGAAAGGAUUUUUGUGUAAGCAUAUUUUCUUUGUUUACCUCAAAGUUUUGGGUGUAAAUCGAGAUAGCACGCUUAUCUAUCAGAAAGCGCUUUUGUCUAAAGAACUUCUUUCGAUCUUUACAAAUGCAAGGCCUAGUUGGCCCAGCAAUACAGUGUAAUUGCAUAACGUGUGACUCAUACAUUUCAUUAAAAGACUAUUAAUGCACUGAGAUAUCAUUUUUCCUUAGUCUCCGCAUUAUAUUUCUUAUGUAUAAUGUCUUUUUCCUUUCGAUAUUCUUAUAUUGCGUGUUGAGUGUUGAGGGUUACCAUUUUAGGAUCAUAUUUAUUUUGCCCAUAAGAUGGAAUCAUUUUACCCAUUCUAUCAAUAUAAUU
Rhizophagus irregularis DAOM 181602=DAOM 197198 is the source of this 951-nucleotide messenger RNA. RefSeq lists its product as uncharacterized. The record is from RefSeq and is a predicted model, not a curated record. Gene Ontology annotation, molecular function: zinc ion binding; ubiquitin protein ligase activity. Lineage: Eukaryota; Fungi; Glomeromycota; Glomeromycetes; Glomerales; Glomeraceae.